Messenger RNA from Lytechinus pictus (painted urchin), 2748 nucleotides. RefSeq names its product lipase maturation factor 1-like. Bases 16 to 1809 code for a protein of 597 amino acids. Gene Ontology annotation, cellular component: endoplasmic reticulum membrane. Gene Ontology annotation, biological process: protein maturation. NCBI's taxonomy places the organism in Eukaryota, Metazoa, Echinodermata, Echinoidea, Temnopleuroida, Toxopneustidae. The record is from RefSeq and is a predicted model, not a curated record. The transcript is spliced from 13 exons.
GACAACGCGGCUGAGAUGAAAAUGGAUGGCAUCAGACAACGUCAACGUCAGCGCGAAAAAAGAAGUGAUGAUGGAGAUCAAGCCAAAUCAAAAUCAGAUCCUGUUCGGGAGCAUAACAAGGACGCGACUCCCAACAUCCAGACAAGUAGAUCUGUUGAUGGUGGCAAGAAUUCUUACUGGCUGACAAGAAUAGUGUUCUUGAGGAGUCUCUCAUUUGUUUAUUUUGUAGCUUUCCUGGUUGCUCUUCAUCAAAACAGAGCUUUGCUAGGUCAGAAAGGUUUGCUACCAACGUCUCUUUACCUGGACAGAAUACGCAACUAUGUCAAAGCUCCAAGUGGACAGGUCAACCCGGAAGCGGUCAACUUUGCUCCCACUCUCCUUUGGUUUGUGGACCUGGAUCAGUAUCUGGACUGGUGGCUAGAUGCCCUGGCCUACUGUGGUCUAGUCCUGUCUGGUUUGGUCCUGGUCUUGGGAUGUAGCAACAUGUUGAUCAUGAUGGGCCUGUGGGUGCUUUAUCACUCACUUGUCAAUAUUGGUCAGAGAUGGUAUUCAUUUGGAUGGGAGUCUCAGCUUCUUGAAACAGGAUUCUUGGCUGUAUUCAUGUGUCCUCUUCUUACCUUGACUCGCUUCCCUCGUCAUACCCCUACUCCUUGGGUCACACUCUGGGGAUACAAAUGGCUGCUCUUCAGGAUCAUGAUAGGAGCUGGACUCAUUAAAAUCCGAGGUGAUCAAUGCUGGCGUGAUCUGACAUGUAUGAACUAUCACUAUGAGACACAGCCUGUGCCAAACCCCAUGAGCUAUUACAUGCAUCAGAGUCCGGAAUGGUUCCACAAGUUUGAGACGCUUUCCAAUCACUUCAUUGAACUUGUUGCACCUGCGUUCCUCCUCAUCCCUUGGAGACCUCUUCGUCUAACAGGUGGAAUAUUACAAAUUCUCUUCCAGGUCACAUUGAUCAUCAGUGGAAACCUGAGCUUUUUGAAUUGGUUGACGAUCCUCCCAGCAAUCAGUUGUUUUGAUGAUCAGAGCCUGACAUGGCUCUUUCCAUCUUGGCUCAGUAAUAGUAAGGAGAUCGUCACCAAGAUACAUUCAGAUGAGGCACAAGGCAUUGGACCAAAAUCAAGUGUUGGUGAUUACAUCAGAAAGGUUUCUCAUAUUUCUCUGGCUCUUCUACUUGCCUAUCUGAGUAUCCCUGUAGUGAAAAAUCUCUUCUCAUCUCGACAAGCUAUGAAUACUUCUUUUGACUCACUUCGUAUAGUCAACACCUAUGGAGCAUUUGGAAGCAUCACAAAAGAAAGAACAGAAGUGAUCUUCCAAGGUACUAUGGACCCCAAUCCCAAUAACCUUGCUGCUGAGUGGCUGGAGUACGAGUUCAAAUGCAAACCAGGGGAUGUGAGACGUCGUCCAUGCCUUAUAUCUCCAUACCACUAUAGAUUGGAUUGGUUGCUCUGGUUUGCUGCCUUUCAGAAUUAUCAAUCUAAUGCUUGGUUCAUCCACCUAGCUGGGAAGCUGUUAAUGAAUGAUAACCAGACCAUUGAUCUCAUUGCAUAUAAUCCAUUCCAAGACAAACUACCUCCAAGAUACAUCCGAGUGGAGCAUUACCGUUAUGAAUACACCACCAUAGGAAGUAAGGAAGCCCUGGAUGGCAAGUGGUGGAAUAGGAAAAGGAUAGGACCAUACAUGCCACCAGUCUCCUUGGAAUCACUAGAGAACUACUUCGUCCAGCAGAGCUGGGAUUUGCCAAAACACAUCAAGAGGAAAAUAAGAGAAGAAAGGAGAUCCAAGGCCAGGAAUGGGAAAGGUUCCACGUAAUGUUGUAGAUUCUCUGUUUGAUCUUGGUUGAUCUGGUGUACUGACAUGCAGCAAUUGCUUAUCACCCGUUUUUUUGUUCUUUGAAAUACUUCUUUCUUUCUUAUAUCUUGGGUGUUUUUUUUUUAUGUUUUGUUUUCAAUAAUGGCUUAUCCAAUUGCCUCAAAUUUUCCAAACAUGUUCCUUUUUCAAGUUGGCCUAUUUUUAACAUGAUAUCAUUUUGAAGCUAUUUUGUGAAAAUGUGUUAUCAGUCAAGGUUAAUAAGAAAUCAUGGAAAAGUAAACCAAAUUUGUUGUGUAUGAGUCAACAUCCAAUUUCUAUUCGCACAUCUUUUUGUGGAAUACGCAUCAGGCAACUUCUGAUAGUCUGCUGGCGUUGCCCCUUUCCCCAAAAAAUUUGUGUUUUACCUUGGCUCCGACAAAUGGAUAAAGUGCAAUCUCUAUUCUUUGAAUAUACAGUCCAAAUUGAUGUAUUGAUCUAUCAUCUUGCUGAAGAAUAGUCUUCUAAAAUUCCCUUGAUCGGAUUUAGAGGAAAUUUCGCACUCCAAAAUUGUAUGUUCUUGAAGCUGAUGUCUUUUAAAAAAAUAAUCUUUAUCAUUGUGAUGCCGAUAUCUCAUAUGAGCCUUUUGUUUAAGUUUUAACAAUUAGUAAUAUGUUCUUUUCAUUCUCUUUCUCAUGGUAACAUUUUGUUUAUAUGUGAAAUGUUUUUGAUUGUUUAAUCUCAACCAACACAUUCUCUUCAUCACAUACGAAUACUUCAUUAUGACUUUUUGCCUAUAGCUGACAGAAGCAUUUUCUGAUUUUUUUUUUAAAGUAAAAAAAUUUAAAAUUGUUCACAAUGUCCCUGAAGAGCCAUUCAACUGCAACAUGGACAGAGCUCAUUGAUAAGUUAUAAGCUUCUUUAUCAGGAGUGAUGUCAUUCCACUUGAAAGGACUCUGGAAC